Molecule: messenger RNA, 1095 nt
Organism: Pseudozyma flocculosa PF-1
Lineage: Eukaryota; Fungi; Basidiomycota; Ustilaginomycetes; Ustilaginales; Ustilaginaceae
Exons: 4
Coding region: 1-1095 (364 amino acids)
Biological process (GO): protein K48-linked deubiquitination
Cellular component (GO): nucleus
Molecular function (GO): ubiquitin binding; cysteine-type deubiquitinase activity
Source: RefSeq, a predicted model, not a curated record
AUGGAGGGCAUCAACGCAGACACAAAACUCGAGUCGCUCACCGACCAGCAGCGCAUCGAGCUCGCACAGAAGCUCCGCGACGAGCAGACGGCCAACCAGCCCCUCAUCUCCGAGGUGCAGCCCAUCGAGGUCCUCCUCGAAGAGUACGCCGACAAUGACGGCUUCAUUGGAAAGAUCAAGUGGCUCAGGGACGAGGGCCGCUUCAUUGGCCUUCGCCGGGCCAAGGGCGACGGCGACUGCUUCUACCGCGCCUUUGCCUUUGCCUUUAUCCACAAGAUCCUCCUCAUGAACGACCGCCCCCUCCACCACUUUGUCGUCAAGCACGUCGAGGGCACCCUCGCCCUCCUCAAGCAGGCCGGCUUUGACGAGGAAAUCUACCUCGACUUUUACGAGCCCCUCCGCCGCCUCCUCGCGCGCAUGCACUCGACCGACCCAGAGACCCAGGAGCUCAACGACCACGCCCUCCUCGAGGCCAUCAACGACCCAGAGACGAGCAACAGCAUCGUAGUCUACCUCCGCCUCCUCACCAGCGCCUUUCUCAAGGUCAACGCCGACGAGUACACGCCGUUCCUGUUUGCCCUCGACGGCGACGUGGGCAGCACCAGCGGCGGACCGCCCACCAUGUCCGAUUUCUGCGCCAACCAGGUCGAGGCGAUUGGCAAGGAGGCCGACCACGUCCAGAUCACGGCCCUCUCGCGCGCGCUAAAGACGAGCCUCGACGUGGCCUACCUCUCGCGCGCACAGGCCCCACCAGACACGCCCCUCUCGGAAUCCCUCGAGGGCGACUCGACGUUGCAGCAGCAGCAGCAGCAGCAGGCGCAGGCACACUCGCAGUCGCAGCAACCACCAUCAGCGACGACGGCGACGACGCAAGGGCAACAGGGGAAAGAGAUCCCGGGCGACGAGGCGGCGCAGCGCAGGAGACUCGCAGAGGACCCGAACCGGUGCGACGUGGUGCGCUUCGACGUCGAGGACGGCCAGAUGCUCGAGAUUGGCACCAUGCUCCUCCGUCCUGGCCACUACGACCUCCUCGUCGAGGCACCCGCUCCGGCCAGCCCGGAAAUCGAGAUCCCGCCCGUCGCCUCGGGUCCCUGA